Molecule: messenger RNA, 1192 nt
Organism: Diuraphis noxia (Russian wheat aphid)
Lineage: Eukaryota; Metazoa; Arthropoda; Insecta; Hemiptera; Aphididae
Product: nose resistant to fluoxetine protein 6-like
Molecular function (GO): acyltransferase activity, transferring groups other than amino-acyl groups
Source: RefSeq, a predicted model, not a curated record
CGCAUUAGUUAACGAACUGGUAUGUGCGACGGACCUAACGCAUGGGUGAAAUAUAAUACAAAUUAAUAUAUUAAAUAUAAUAACACAAUUAAUACGAUAUAUUAUUAUAACAAAAAUAAUGUCUUAUUGUGAGUUAUUGUUGGUUUGCGUGGGUGUCGUUUUAUUCAUCCACGUCUUCGAGGUCACGUCCGUUGAUAYAGAGAGUUCGGCGGACAACGGCUUUCCGAAGACAUGGUUCGCGAAGCUCUUCUACGAGACGCUGAUCGACUUCAACGGGCCCAGAGACGUAGGCAGCACGGCGUGUCGCCAACAGACGCAGAUGUACACCAGACACUUGGAAAACGAUUCACUGUGGGCGGUGCAAACGUUUGUAGAUCAUGACAAAGAACUGCGUAGAAAUAUCGUGAAUUUCGGCAUUUGCAUACCGGACUCCUGCACCGCUUCUGACCUCCAGGUUACGCUACAAAAAGAAUUUGAUAAACACUUCCUACCACACCAGGUUAAAGCUGAAGUCCAAGUUGAUGCAAUAUUGUGUUCGAAGGAUAAGGACGAAUAYCCGUAUGAUACCGGAUAUUAUUUAACCAGUUCACUAGUUGGAUUCAUAUUCUUGAUCUGCUGCUUAUCGACGGCGUACCAUUUGAUAAUAUAUGGUGACAACAAUAAAAAUAGUGAAAUGCCAGAAUUAUUCGGCUCAUUCUCGUUAAUUCGCAACUACAAAGAUUUGAUCAAAUACAACAAAAACAACGAUUUAAACAUAUUCAACGGGCUUAAAGUUGUUAUCAUGAUAUUAGUGUUGUUUUGCCAUAAAUUUUUAUACUUUGUAAUAAAUCCUAUCGAGAACGGAAUUUACCUUGAAAAGAUGUAUGAGGGCGGAUCGGAUUUCUUUUUGACGGCCAUGAAUUUGAUCGAUCCGUUUUUUUACAUUGCCGGUUACUUGAUGUAUAUCAUGUUGAUUCCGCGAUUCAAUAAGCCCGGCACCAGUUGGUAUCAGAUACUUAUGGUGAUCGCUUACAAAUACUUGAGGGUUAUGCCGGCGUAUGUGGUUGUGAUGUUGAUGACAGCUUUCGUCAUUCCUCAUUUGGGCGACGGACCGUUUUGGGCUUCAAGAAUAUGGGUUGAAGCUGAUAAAUGCAAAAACUAUUGGUGGGCUAAUUUAUUGGUAGUCAGCAACUACAUACCAGUCGAAAACCAA